AUGGCUGCAGCUUCAUAUGAUCAGUUGUUAAAGCAAGUUGAGGCACUGAAGAUGGAGAACUCAAAUCUUCGACAAGAGCUAGAAGAUAAUUCCAAUCAUCUUACAAAACUGGAAACUGAGGCAUCUAAUAUGAAGGAAGUACUUAAACAGCUUCAAGGAAGCAUUGAUGAUGAAGCUAUGACAUCUUCUGGACAGAUUGAUUUAUUAGAGCGCCUGAAAGAGCUUAACUUAGAUAGCAGUAAUUUCCCUGGAGUAAAACUACGGUCAAAAAUGUCCCUCCGUUCUUACGGGAGCCGGGAAGGGUCUGUAUCCAGUCGUUCAGGAGAGUGCAGUCCUGUUCCUAUGGGUUCCUUCCCAAGAAGAGGGUUUGUAAAUGGAAGCAGAGAAAAUACUGGUUAUUUAGAAGAACUUGAGAAAGAGAGAUCAUUACUUCUUGCUGAUCUUGACAAAGAAGAAAAGGAAAAGGACUGGUACUAUGCUCAACUUCAGAAUCUCACUAAAAGAAUAGAUAGUCUUCCUUUAACUGAAAAUUUUUCCUUACAAACAGAUAUGACCAGAAGGCAAUUGGAAUAUGAAGCAAGGCAAAUCAGAGUUGCAAUGGAAGAACAACUAGGAACGUGCCAAGAUAUGGAAAAACGAGCACAGCGAAGAGUAACCAGAAUUCAACAAAUAGAGAAGGACAUACUUCGUAUACGACAGCUUUUACAGUCCCAAGCAACAGAAGCAGAGAGGUCAUCUCAGAACAAGCACGAAGCUGGCUCACAUGAAGCUGAGCGGCAGAAUGAAGGUCAAGGAGUGGCAGAAAUCAACAUGGCAACUUCUGGUAGUGGUCAGGGUUCAGCUACACGAAUGGAUCAUGAAACAGCCAGUGUUUUGAGUUCUAGUAGCACACACUCUGCUCCUCGAAGGCUGACAAGUCAUCUGGGAACCAAGGUGGAAAUGGUGUAUUCAUUGUUGUCAAUGCUUGGUACUCAUGAUAAGGAUGAUAUGUCACGAACUUUGCUAGCUAUGUCUAGCUCCCAAGACAGCUGUAUAUCCAUGCGACAGUCUGGAUGUCUUCCUCUCCUCAUCCAGCUUUUACAUGGCAAUGACAAAGACUCUGUGUUGUUGGGAAAUUCCCGGGGCAGUAAAGAGGCUCGGGCCAGGGCCAGUGCAGCACUCCACAACAUCAUUCACUCACAGCCUGAUGACAAGAGAGGCAGGCGUGAAAUCCGAGUCCUUCAUCUUUUGGAACAGAUACGAGCUUACUGUGAAACCUGUUGGGAGUGGCAGGAAGCCCACGAACAAGGCAUGGACCAGGACAAAAAUCCAAUGCCAGCUCCUGUUGAACAUCAGAUCUGUCCUGCUGUGUGUGUUCUAAUGAAACUUUCAUUUGAUGAAGAACAUAGACAUGCAAUGAAUGAACUUGGGGGACUACAGGCCAUUGCAGAAUUAUUGCAAGUGGACUGUGAAAUGUAUGGGCUUACUAAUGACCACUACAGUAUUACAUUAAGACGAUAUGCUGGAAUGGCUUUGACAAACUUGACUUUUGGAGAUGUAGCAAACAAGGCCACACUCUGCUCCAUGAAAGGCUGCAUGAGAGCACUGGUCGCCCAACUGAAGUCAGAGAGUGAGGACUUACAGCAGGUUAUUGCAAGUGUUUUGAGGAAUUUGUCUUGGAGAGCAGAUGUAAAUAGUAAAAAGACAUUGCGCGAAGUUGGAAGUGUGAAAGCAUUGAUGGAGUGUGCUUUGGAAGUUAAAAAGGAAUCAACCCUGAAAAGCGUACUGAGUGCCUUAUGGAAUUUGUCAGCACAUUGCACUGAGAAUAAAGCCGAUAUAUGUGCUGUAGAUGGUGCGCUCGCAUUUUUGGUUGGCACUCUCACUUACCGGAGCCAGACAAACACCUUAGCCAUCAUUGAAAGUGGAGGUGGGAUAUUACGGAAUGUGUCCAGCUUGAUAGCUACAAAUGAGGACCACAGGCAAAUUCUAAGAGAAAACAAUUGCCUGCAAACCUUAUUACAACACUUAAAAUCUCACAGUUUGACAAUAGUCAGUAAUGCAUGUGGAACCUUGUGGAAUCUCUCAGCAAGAAAUCCUAAAGACCAGGAAGCAUUAUGGGACAUGGGGGCAGUCAGCAUGCUCAAGAACCUCAUUCACUCAAAGCACAAAAUGAUUGCUAUGGGAAGUGCUGCAGCUUUAAGGAAUCUCAUGGCAAAUAGACCCACAAAGUAUAAAGAUGCCAAUAUUAUGUCUCCUGGUUCAAGCUUGCCAUCUCUUCAUGUCAGGAAACAAAAAGCUCUGGAAGCAGAAUUAGACGCUCAGCACUUAUCAGAAACUUUUGACAAUAUUGACAAUUUAAGUCCCAAGACAUCUCAUCGUAGUAAGCAAAGACACAAGCAAAGUCUUUAUGGUGACUAUGUUUUUGACACCAAUCGACAUGAUGAUAACAGGUCAGACAAUUUUAAUACCGGAAACAUGACUGUCCUUUCACCAUAUUUAAAUACUACGGUGUUGCCCAGCUCCUCAUCAUCCAGAGGAAGUUUAGAUAGUUCUCGUUCUGAAAAAGAUAGAAGUUUGGAGAGAGAACGAGGAAUUAGCCUAGGCAACUACCACCCAGCAACAGAAAAUCCAGGAACCUCUUCAAAGCGAGGUUUGCAGAUUUCCACCACUGCAGCUCAGAUUGCUAAAGUCAUGGAAGAGGUAGCAGCCAUUCACACCUCUCAGGAAGAUAGAAGUUCUGGGUCUACCACGGAGUUACAUUGUGGGGCAGAUGAGAGGAAUGCACUAAGAAGAAGCUCUACUACUCACACACAUUCAAACACUUACAACUUCACUAAAUCAGAAAAUUCAAAUAGGACAUGUUCUAUGCCUUAUGCCAAAUUGGAAUAUAAGAGAUCUUCAAAUGAUAGUUUAAAUAGUGUCAGCAGUAGUGAUGGUUACGGUAAAAGAGGUCAAAUGAAACCUUCGAUUGAAUCCUAUUCUGAAGAUGAUGAAAGUAAAUGUUGCAGCUAUGGUCAAUAUCCAGCUGACCUAGCCCAUAAAAUACACAGUGCAAAUCAUAUGGAUGAUAAUGAUGGAGAACUAGAUACGCCAAUAAAUUAUAGUCUUAAAUAUUCAGAUGAGCAGCUGAACUCGGGAAGGCAGAGUCCUUCCCAGAAUGAAAGAUGGGCAAGACCCAAACAUAUAAUAGAAGAUGAAAUGAAACACAGUGAGCAGAGACAAUCAAGGAGUCAAAGCACAACUUACCCUGUAUAUACUGAGAGCACUGAUGAUAAACACCUCAAGUUCCAACCACAUUUUGGGCAGCAAGAAUGUGUUUCCCCAUAUAGGUCAAGAGGAGCCAAUGGUUCAGAAACAAAUCGAGUGGGUUCUAAUCAUACAAUUAAUCAAAAUGUAAACCAGUCUUUGUGUCAGGAAGAUGACUAUGAAGAUGAUAAGCCAACCAACUACAGUGAACGUUACUCUGAGGAAGAACAGCAUGAAGAGGAAGAAAGACCAACAAACUAUAGCAUAAAGUAUAAUGAAGAAAAACAUCAUGUGGAUCAGCCUAUUGAUUAUAGUUUAAAAUAUUCCACAGACAUUCCUUCCUCACAGAAACCAUCAUUUUCAUUCUCAAAGAGUUCCUCUGGACAAAGCACGAAGUCUGAACACAUCUCUACAAGCAGUGAGAAUACAACCACACCUUCAUCUAAUCCCAAGAGGCAGAAUCAGCUCCAUCCAAGUUCAGCACAAAGCAGAAAUGGUCAGACUCAAAAAGCCACCUCUUGCAAAGUUCCCUCUAUCAACCAAGAGACAAUACAGACCUACUGUGUGGAAGAUACCCCAAUAUGUUUUUCAAGGUGUAGUUCAUUAUCAUCUUUGUCAUCAGCUGAAGAUGAAAUAGGAUGUGAUCAGACAACACAGGAGACAGAUUCUGCUAAUACGCUACAGGUAGCAGAAAUAAAAGAAAACAGUGGAACUAGAUCAACUGAAGGUUCUGUGAGUGAAGUUCCAGCAGUGUCGCAGCACAUUAGAACCAAAUCCAGCAGACUCCCAGCUUCUGGUUUAUCUUCAGAAUCAGCCAGGCACAAAGCUGUUGAACUUUCUUCAGGGGCCAAAUCUCCAUCAAAAAGUGGUGCCCAGACGCCUAAAAGUCCACCAGAGCACUACGUUCAGGAGACUCCACUCAUGUUUAGUAGAUGUACUUCUGUCAGUUCACUUGAUAGUUUUGAGAGUCGUUCAAUUGCCAGCUCCGUUCAGAGUGAACCCUGCAGUGGAAUGGUAAGUGGCAUCAUAAGCCCCAGUGACCUUCCAGAUAGCCCUGGGCAAACCAUGCCACCAAGCAGAAGUAAAACCCCUCCUCCUCCACCUCCUCCUCCUCAGACAGUUCAAGCUAAACAAGAGUUAACUAAAAAUAAAGUACCUAAUGCUGAAAAGAGAGAAAGUGGACCUAAGCAAGCUGCUGUAAAUGCUGCAGUUCAGAGGGUCCAGGUUCUUCCAGAUGCUGAUACUUUAUUACAUUUUGCCACAGAAAGUACUCCAGAUGGGUUUUCUUGUUCAUCUAGCCUGAGUGCACUGAGCCUCGAUGAGCCAUUCAUACAGAAAGAUGUGGAAUUAAGAAUAAUGCCUCCAGUUCAGGAAAAUGACAAUGCAAAUGAAACAGAAUCUGAGCAGCCUGAAGAAUCAAAUGAAAAUCAGGACAAAGAGGCACAAAAACCUGAUUCUGAAAAAGAUCUAUUAGAUGAUUCAGAUGAUGAUGAUAUUGAAAUACUAGAAGAAUGUAUUAUUUCUGCCAUGCCAACAAAAUCUGCACACAAAGCCAAAAAGCCAGCCCAGGGUGCUUCAAAAUUACCUCCACCUGUAGCAAGGAAACCAAGUCAACUGCCUGUGUACAAACUUCUGCCAUCACAAAACAGGAUACAAGCACAAAAGCAUGUUAGUUUUACACCAGGAGAUGAUAUGCCACGGGUGUAUUGUGUAGAAGGAACGCCUAUAAACUUUUCCACAGCUACAUCUCUAAGUGACCUAACAAUAGAAUCCCCUCCAAAUGAGUUAGUUGCUGGAGAAGGAGUUAGAGCAGGGGCACAGACAGGCGAAUUUGAAAAACGAGACACCAUUCCUACAGAAGGCAGAAGUACAGAUGAGGCUCAAAGAGGAAAACCAUCAUCUUUAACUGUACCUGAACUGGAUGACAGUAAAACAGAAGAAGGUGAUAUUCUUGCAGAAUGCAUUAAUUCUGCUAUGCCCAAAGGAAAAAGUCACAAACCUUUCCGUGUGAAAAAGAUAAUGGACCAGGUCCAACAAGCAUCUAUGUCUUCAUCUGGGACUAACAAGAAUCAAUUAGAUAGUAAGAAGAAGAAACCUACUUCACCAGUAAAACCUAUGCCACAAAACACUGAAUAUAGGACACGUGUAAAAAAAAACACAGAUUCAAAAAAUAACUUAAAUGCUGAAAGAACUUUUUCAGAUAAUAAAGAUUCAAAGAAACAGAACUUGAAAAAUAAUUCCAAGGACUUCAAUGAUAAGCUACCAAACAAUGAAGAUCGGGUUAGAGGAAGUUUUACUUUUGAUUCUCCUCAUCAUUACACACCUAUUGAAGGAACUCCAUACUGCUUUUCACGAAAUGAUUCUUUGAGUUCUCUAGAUUUUGAUGAUGAUGAUGUCGAUCUUUCCAGGGAAAAGGCUGAAUUAAGAAAGGGGAAAGACAAUAAGGAAUCAGAAGCUAAAGUUGCCAGUCACACAGAACUAACCUCUAGCCAACAAUCAGGUAAUAAGACACAAACUAUUACAAAACAUCCAAUGAAUCGAGGACAGUCUAAUAAACCCAUGCUACAGAAGCAAUCCACUUUUCCCCAGUCAUCCAAAGACAUACCAGACAGAGGGGCAGCAACUGAUGAAAAAUUACAGAAUUUUGCUAUUGAAAAUACACCGGUUUGCUUUUCUCGAAAUUCUUCUCUAAGUUCUCUUAGUGACAUUGAUCAAGAAAACAACAACAACAAAGAAAAUGAACCUAUCAAAGAGACCCAGCCUGCUGACUCACAGGUAGAACCAAGUAAACCUCAGGGUUCAGGUUAUGCUCCUAAAUCAUUUCACGUUGAAGAUACCCCUGUUUGUUUCUCAAGAAACAGUUCUCUCAGUUCUCUCAGUAUUGAUUCUGAAGAUGACCUGUUGCAAGAAUGUAUAAGUUCUGCAAUGCCAAAAAAGAAGAAGCCUGCAAGGCUUAAGGGUGAUAAUGAAAAGCAUAGUCCCAGAAAUAUGGGUGGCAUAUUAGCAGAAGAUUUGACGCUUGAUUUGAAAGAUGUACAGAGACCAGAUUCAGAACAUGGUUUAUCCCCCGAUUCAGAAAAUUUUGAUUGGAAAGCCAUUCAGGAAGGUGCAAAUUCCAUAGUAAGUAGUUUGCAUCAAGCUGCUGCUGCUGCAUGUUUAUCUAGACAAGCUUCAUCUGAUUCAGAUUCCAUCCUUUCACUGAAAUCUGGAAUCUCUCUGGGAUCACCAUUUCAUCUUACACCUGAUCAAGAGGAAAAACCCUUUACAAGUAAUAAAGGCCCACGGAUUCUGAAACCUGGGGAGAAAAGUACAUUGGAAUCUAAAAAGAUGGAAUCUGAAAAUAAAGGAAUCAAAGGAGGAAAAAAAGUUUAUAAAAGUUUGAUUACUGGGAAAGUUCGAUCUAAUUCCGAAGUUUCAAGCCAAUUGAAACAGCCCCUUCAAGCAAGCAUGCCUUCAAUAUCUCGAGGUAGGACGAUGAUCCACAUUCCAGGAGUUCGAAAUAGCUCUUCAAGUACAAGUCCAGUUUCUAAAAAAGGCCCACCCCUUAAGACUCCAGCUUCCAAAAGCCCAAGUGAAGGACAGACAGCCACCACUUCUCCCAGAGGAGCUAAGCCAUCAGUGAAGUCAGAAUUAAGCCCUGUUAACAGGCAGAUGUCACAACAGGCAGGAUCGAAUAAAGGGUCUUCUAGAUCAGGAUCUAGAGAUUCCACUCCUUCAAGACCAGUCCAGCAACCAUUAAGUAGACCUAUGCAGUCUCCAGGACGAAAUUCAAUUUCUCCUGGUAGAAAUGGAAUAAGUCCUCCUAACAAAUUAUCUCAACUGCCAAGGACAUCAUCCCCUAGUACUGCUUCAACCAAGUCCUCGGGUUCUGGGAAAAUGUCAUACACAUCUCCAGGCAGACAGAUGAGCCAGCAGAACCUUACCAAACAAGCAGGCUUAUCCAAGAAUGGCAAUAGUAUCCCAAGAAGUGAGUCUGCCUCCAAAGGACUAAAUCAGAUGAAUAAUAGCAGUGGAUCCAAUAAAAAGGUAGAACUUUCUAGAAUGUCUUCAACUAAAUCAAGUGGAAGUGAAUCUGAUAGGUCAGAGAGACCUGUAUUGGUACGCCAGUCAACUUUCAUCAAAGAAGCUCCAAGCCCAACCCUAAGGAGAAAAUUGGAGGAAUCUGCUUCAUUUGAAUCUCUUUCUCCAUCUUCUAGACCAGAUUCUCCCACUAGGUCCCAGGCACAGACUCCAGUUUUAAGUCCUUCCCUUCCUGAUAUGUCUCUAUCCACACAUUCAUCUGUUCAGGCUGGUGGGUGGCGAAAACUACCCCCUAAUCUCAGUCCCACCAUAGAGUAUAAUGACGGAAGACCAGCAAAGCGCCAUGAUAUAGCACGCUCCCAUUCUGAAAGUCCUUCCAGGCUUCCCAUCAAUAGGUCAGGAACCUGGAAACGUGAGCACAGUAAACAUUCAUCGUCCCUUCCUCGGGUAAGCACUUGGAGAAGAACUGGAAGUUCAUCCUCAAUUCUUUCUGCUUCAUCAGAAUCCAGUGAAAAAGCAAAAAGUGAAGAUGAAAAACAUGUGAACUAUAUUUCAGGAACCAAACAAACUAAGGAAAACCAAGGAUCUACAAAAGGAACAUGGAGAAAAAUAAAAGAAAGUGACAUUUCUCCCACAAAUUGUACUUCUCAGACCACUUCCUCAGGUGCUGCUAAUGGUGCUGAAUCAAAGACUCUAAUUUAUCAAAUGGCACCUGCUGUUUCUAAAACAGAGGACGUUUGGGUGAGAAUUGAGGACUGUCCCAUUAACAACCCUAGAUCCGGAAGGUCUCCCACAGGAAAUACUCCCCCUGUGAUUGACAGUGUUUCAGAAAAGGGAAAUCCAAACGCUAAAGAUUCAAAGGAUAAUCAGGGAAAACAAAAUGUGGGAAAUGGCAGUGGCCCCGUACGCACCGCGGGUUUGGAAAACCGCCUGAACUCCUUUAUUCAGGUAGAUGCCCCAGACCAAAAAGGAAGUGAGGCAAAACUGGGACAAAAUAACCCUGUCCCUGCGUUAGAGACUAAUGAAAGUUCAAUAGCUGAGCGUACCCCAUUUGGUUCUAGCAGCUCCAGCAAACACAGUUCACCUAGUGGGACUGUUGCUGCCAGAGUGACUCCUUUUAAUUACAACCCAAGCCCCAGGAAAAGCAGCGCAGAUAGCACUUCAGCCCGGCCGUCUCAGAUCCCGACGCCAGUGAAUAGCAACACGAAGAAACGAGAUUCAAAAACUGACAGCACAGAAUCCAGUGGAACUCAAAGUCCUAAGCGCCAUUCUGGGUCUUACCUUGUGACAUCUGUUUAA
This is a messenger RNA of Phyllostomus hastatus (greater spear-nosed bat), 8544 nucleotides long. Its product is annotated as adenomatous polyposis coli protein. Bases 1 to 8544 code for a protein of 2847 amino acids. Gene Ontology annotation, molecular function: microtubule binding; beta-catenin binding; gamma-catenin binding. Gene Ontology annotation, cellular component: catenin complex; cytoplasmic microtubule; beta-catenin destruction complex. Gene Ontology annotation, biological process: positive regulation of protein catabolic process; cell fate specification; Wnt signaling pathway. The transcript is spliced from 15 exons. The record is from RefSeq and is a predicted model, not a curated record. NCBI's taxonomy places the organism in Eukaryota, Metazoa, Chordata, Mammalia, Chiroptera, Phyllostomidae.